This is a messenger RNA of Trichobilharzia regenti, 791 nucleotides long. The record is from the annotation of a GenBank genome assembly. NCBI's taxonomy places the organism in Eukaryota, Metazoa, Platyhelminthes, Trematoda, Strigeidida, Schistosomatidae.
UCUAGUAAAGAUAACCUAGACUGGUUUAGAGUUAAACUGCUGGCAUUUAUCACCGAUUUCUAAACGCUAGAAUACAUCAGAAAAAUGGUUUAUCGAAAGAACACCACGCCAUACUUAAGUAAUUAAUCAAAAUAGAUAAUCUUAUUAUCCUUAAAGCUGACAAAGGCGUUGUCAUUAUGAUUAAAUCAGAUUAUCAAAAUAAAAUUAAUGAAAUCCUCAAAGAUCACUCCAAAUUUCUGGUGGAUAAUACUGCUGAUAAUGUACUGCUUGUGGAAAUGCAGAUUAAUUGUUAUCUUCAAAUCUUACUGAAGCAUGAUUUUAUAAAUGAAAAACUUUAUCAACAACUUAAAGCUAUCGGAUCACAUGCUCCUUGGAUGUAUGGCCUAUCAAAGAUUCACAUACCUGGGAACUCACUGAGACCCAUCUUAGAUUUGUCAAAUUUUCCAUAUCAUAAAGCCGCGAAAUGGAUUACGGAGGUCCUUACGCUAGUAGGAGGCUCCUUAUCAAAUCAUUCCGUAAAACGUUCAUUUUAUCUGACCAAUAUGCUAGACACUUUGAACAAUAAGGAAAAGGUUAUAUGCUCAAUCGACAUAGAAUCUUUAUUUACCAAUGUUGCACUUCAUGAAACUGUUGAUUUCAUUUGCGAUUACAUAACAAGCAAUGGGAUACAAUUACCUAUUCCUGUCACACUAGAGACAUUAUCUUAACAUGCACGGGAAACAUCAGAUUCACUUUUCAAGGAGAAGCAUUCAGAAAAGUCGGUGGUGUUGCAAUGGGGAGUCCUCUUGAAC